Cheilinus undulatus (humphead wrasse) is the source of this 3961-nucleotide messenger RNA. RefSeq names its product FAM20C golgi associated secretory pathway kinase b (gene fam20cb). The transcript has 11 exons. The record is from RefSeq and is a predicted model, not a curated record. Gene Ontology annotation, cellular component: Golgi apparatus. Bases 702 to 2411 code for a protein of 569 amino acids. Gene Ontology annotation, molecular function: protein serine/threonine kinase activity. NCBI's taxonomy places the organism in Eukaryota, Metazoa, Chordata, Actinopteri, Labriformes, Labridae. Gene Ontology annotation, biological process: protein phosphorylation.
ACAUGCUACAAGAGGUGCAUUCUCUUCUACCAGAGGUGGCCUGGCCCCUGCGGGAGGAUUUUCUGUCUCCUGUUGCCUUUGUUUUGUUUUCUUUCCUUUGGCUCGCCUCGGGUUAGCGUGAUCAGUCCGGACUCCAUGUGUGAGAAAUUACGCGCCGCUGGUCGCUGAGGUGGACUGUAGCUCUACUUUUUUGUUCUUGGACUUUCCCCUUACAAACAAUACAUGUGAAGAGCUUGCACUUCCCGUACAUGAAGUCCCAGCUGAUCCACGGAUCGAGACCCAAACGAACCCUCGAACAUUUUGGACACGCGCGUUUCCCGGAUCGUUCACAGCUGCUUUGGGAUCACUUGUAUGCUGUGUUUUCCUGCUGAGACAUUCCGUGGAAGAAGAGGAUGUGGCUUGCGCAAAUUCACCGCUGGUCUGAGCCCACGCGACCUGCUCUACCUGCACGCUUGCGGAUGAUUUUGCGCUUUUAAAAUCUGGACACACGCGCGUAAAGAAGACUCUGAUGUUUAGAAAACAAAGGCUGAACACUGAAUCCUUUACUCAAGACGGCAAGUGAAGAUGGCUCCUAUGUGUUUAAUGUAUAUUUCAUUAGACUGGCGUCCAGUUUAGUCAACAUCAUCAGCGAUGUAGUCAGCUUGUUCAUCUGCGUGCUCAUCAUUUGCAGUAAAUACUCACAUCUGCUCAAAAGGGAAACAAUGAAGAUGAUCCUGCUGCGCAAAUUCCGCUUUCUAAUCCUCAUGGUGUUCCUCAUCGCGUGCUCCAUGCACAUUAUGAUAGACUUGUUACCCAAACUGGAGAGACACGGCAACAGCGGCUGCUCCUGCUCGCACACGCCGAGCGAAGAGCCUCAGAGCUGGGGGAAGCAGCAGCAGCAUCAGCCGGGCUGGCCUAAUAACAAGCACACCCUCCGGAUCCUCCAGGACUUCAGCAACGAGCCCAGCUCUAAUGUUUCCUCCCACUCCCUGGAGAGGAGUCCAGUCACAGGCGACAAAACGCAGCAGCAGGCUUUCAGGGGGAUGGAGCAUCCCGGGCAGCAGCAGCAGCGUGGGGACAGGAAGAGGCAAUUCAUCCAGGACGCAGGCAUGACCAAGAACGUGCCGGUUAAAGGUUCAAGGUUGUCUGCUCUAUAUGAUCACCCCCUAUAUAAAAGAUCAGUGCCAGCUCUGACAGAUGAGGAUACGCUCUUUAACGUCAACACAGACAUCAGAUUUGACCCCAAAGCUGCAGAAGACCAAGCCUGGAACGCUGAAGGCACCAUGGAUGAGUUCAGCCCUACAGGUGAGCUGACGGCUGAUUCCUACCCAAACUGGCUCCGCUUCCACAUUGGAAUUAAUCGAUAUGAGCUCUACUCCAGACACAACCCGGUCAUCGAUGCUCUCCUCAAGGACCUGGUCACCCAGAGGAUCACCAGUGUUGCAAUGAAGUCCGGAGGCACUCAGCUCAAGCUCAUCAUGACCUUCCAGAACUACGGUCAGGCUCUAUUCAAACCCAUGAAGCAGACUCGGGAACAAGAGACCCCGCCUGACUUCUUCUAUUUCUCUGACUUUGAAAGACACAAUGCUGAGAUUGCCGCUUUUCAUCUGGACAGGAUCCUGGACUUCCGUCGUGUUCCCCCCGUCGCCGGCAGGCUGGUCAACAUGACAAAAGAGAUCAGAGAUGUCACUCGAGACAAAAAGCUCUGGAGGACUUUUUUCAUUUCACCAGCCAAUAAUGUGUGCUUCUAUGGUGAGUGCUCGUACUACUGCUCCACUGAGCAUGCCCUGUGCGGUAAACCGGACCAGAUAGAAGGAUCCCUGGCCGCCUUUCUCCCAGACCUGGCCCUCGCCAAACGCAAGACCUGGAGGAACCCGUGGAGACGCUCUUACCACAAACGCAAGAAGGCAGAAUGGGAGGUUGAUCCAGAUUACUGCGAGGAAGUCAAACAGACCCCACCUUAUGACAGCGGCACGCGACUGCUGGAUAUCAUGGACAUGACCAUCUUUGACUUUCUCAUGGGAAAUAUGGAUCGCCACCAUUAUGAGACUUUUGAAAAGUUUGGAAAUGAGACUUUUAUCAUCCAUCUUGACAAUGGCAGAGGCUUUGGAAAACACUCCCACGACGAACUGUCCAUCCUUGUGCCGCUGACUCAGUGCUGCAGGGUAAGGAAGUCGACCCACUUGCGUCUGCAGCUGCUGGCUAAGGAAGAAUACAAGCUGUCCAUGCUCAUGGCAGAGUCCCUAGUGAGGGACCGCCUCACUCCCAUCCUCAUCCAGCCUCACCUGGCUGCUAUGGACCGUCGGCUACGCCAGGUGCUGAACGUGCUGUCUGAGUGCAUUGACAAGGAGGGCUACAGUUACGUCGUAGAGGAUGACCUGCAGGGACCCCAGGGGACAGACCACGCCCACAGCAGCCCACGACAUAGGUAGCUGUCUGGGGGAGCUGACAGCCUAAAAAGACUGAAUUCUGGAGACGGAAGCCCGGACUGAGCAGCUUCAGUUGUCCUCUUUAAACUGACUUAGCAUCCUGUUGGACAGAUGAGCUUCAUCUGCAGUAAAUUCUCAGAGGGCUCGUAGAUUCUUUUUGCUGAUCUAACAGGGAGGCCGUCUGCCCAAGGGGAAUAUUUAGCUGUGUGGGAGUGGACGCCUGCUGGAUAGGACUGUUUGGAUGUGGGGUUGGGUCAUAAAUGAGACUGAUCACCCACCCCACGCAUCACCCAGACUCCUUAAAAUAUCCAGCCCCAACUGUUGUGUAGGAUAGAAGCACCCACCGACCCACCGCAGCACCACCAAACCAUGAAAGUCUUGCAAGGGACGCCUUCAGGACCCUUUUUUGAAUUCAGUGAAUUCUGAGGGACUUGUAAAGAACUUACCUACCCUCCCCUACAUCCUCCCCUCCCCCCCUUGAUGAGCUGAAUUCUGUGUUUCUACGUAUUGUUGGUAUUGCAAGUGUUUCAGAGGAGGAGGUGGAAGUUCCUGUUGUCUUAAUGAUCAAAAAGAUGUUUAUUGAUUUGCUGAAAAAAAGUUUUAUUGCAUAGUGUCUUUUUUAUUAUUUUAUUUCGUCAGAACUGAUUUUAUGGCUGGAUUUAAAGAUGGAGAUCUUUGACUGGAGUGCAGGUUUACUCCUGGAUUUGUCCUUUAAUUUUGCCCAUAAAUGUUACUUGUACUUGACAGAGUAUUUAUUAAAAUACAUAUUUAUUUGUUUGGAAUGAUUCUAACCGGAAAAAUUAAUGUUUUGUGUAAAAACAAACCAUUGAUUUUACAUCACAGCGGUGCACUUCUGUUUGUCCACUAGAGGGCGAACUGAGCAUGUGCAAAAACCCCAUUCAAUUCAUCUAGGUCCUUUAAAUUGGUUUGCCGCUACAGCAAGAGUUCAAAUGAGUCUCCACUUGUGUUUACAACAUAAAGCUUAACACUUUUUUUCUUUCAUGCAGAUUUGAGGUCAGAUUUAAGGUACCAAAAGCCAAAUGUGACACUAAUAGUUUCUAUUUUUGUUUUUUGUAAUAUAUUUGAUGUCCAGAUGUUGCUGUUGUGGAGAGAUUAUUUUUCAGGAUGUAUAUUUCAUUGAAACCAACAGCUGAUCGCUAAGCUGUUGGUGUCUGGCUGAAAGUUAAUAUAUUCAGUAGGAAAAUCUAGUGCCUGUGCAAUGAUAGAAAUACUUGAAUGUCUGGUUUCAUAGCAGAAAGAGUUCUACCCCUCCUGGGUACGAGCUAUAGAGAAGACACAGAGGUCUACAUAUAUGUGUGCGUGUGCGCUGAUGCCAUCUGUUCCACAAGCGUUUUAUUAAACACUCUAAGUUUUUAUUGUCCUGUCAGGUCAGUGCUGUGUGUGUGUGGAGAGGAGUGUGUGUGUGGAUCCAUGGAGAGCCUUUAGAGGGUGUGUCUUUAAAGUGAAAAAUGCUCUUUCUUUUAUUUCUAACUCAUGGUUUCUGUGGAUUUUUUUCACUUCUUUGCAUCAUGGUAAAAGUGCAAUAAAACAAA